This is a messenger RNA of Schistosoma haematobium, 1930 nucleotides long. RefSeq lists its product as uncharacterized. Bases 1063 to 1674 code for a protein of 203 amino acids. The record is from RefSeq and is a predicted model, not a curated record. The transcript has a single exon. NCBI's taxonomy places the organism in Eukaryota, Metazoa, Platyhelminthes, Trematoda, Strigeidida, Schistosomatidae.
UAUUAACAAAACUAGUAAAUGCACUUGCAAACUCAUGCUUUGCCAUUGAAUUAUCGUUUACCAUCGGGAUAGCAGCAAUAAAGUUCUUCAUUGACACUAUUAGGAGUCGUUUGAAUUCUGAUGUUGGUAGAGGUAGGAUGUCAGAAUUCUGACAAAUAAUGUCUAUGGUUUCAAGGAGUGGUAUUUCUGUAGACAGUGGUGUCACAUCAAAAAAACCAUAAACUUACUAGCAAUAUUUAUAUGCUUUAUACUGUAAGCAAAUCCGAAUGAAUCCUUUAAUACAUACGUGGCUAAUCGUUGACGAACUGGUUCUUACUUAUCUGUUAACCAUCGUGCAACUUUAUGGUAUGAUGAAUUGACCAUUAACAGAAUAGGUCUAAAAGGAAUAUCUUGUUUAUGUAUUUUUGGUUAACCAUGCACGUAGGACAAACAAGACCCACGAGGUCGUAGGUUAUUGCAAGUGAAAUUAUCGAUCAUCUUAGUCUUCAGGAGAUCGCUGAGUACUUUCGCGAUUCUUUGCCCAGUUGAAUCAGUUAAGUCCUUGUUACUUUUAUCUAACUUUAAUCUCAUGUGGCCACUUUAAAUGAACUGUAUCUUAGAGACAUAAUCUGUUGUGUUCUUCAGAACAUUACCUGAGCCUUUAUCUGACGUAAUAUGACAGCCAUCAUUUCGCUUAAUUUUUCUGAUGUGUGUGUGAGAAUGAUAGUGAUUGAUUGUCUACUUAGUCACGCUUGUAGAUAGUCUGACGGGCGUUUGACGAGUCGCAUCUUUAUUGUCAUCACUGAUUGUUGGUUGCCGUUGGAUUGUGUCGGCUUGUUGUCCGCUUUCGGAGUGGAAAUACAUUUACGUCGUAGUCAGGCUAAUCACGUGUUCUUGAGCUGAGUUGUAUAGAAGUCUUGUAUAAUAGACACUGGGAGAGUAUCUAGUGUAGAUAUUCGUCUAAGGUAAAUUAAAGUCACGUUCGUGUAUACGAAGAAACUCCAACCGUUAUAACAGUAAAAAUGGUAGUUAAAACGCAUCUAUGCCAAUAUGUUCAGUUAAAGUGGGUUUUGUAACAACGAAAUGGAUAAUCUGAAAUUUUUAUUGCGGCACCAAAGUGAUUUUAUCAUAUCACUGAUCAAGAACAUGUCAGUAUCCCUGAAAACCCAGGUACUUAAUUCUACUAUGACUUCCGAUUCUAUUGCGACUUCAAUAAAUGAAUUCGGGUUUCAUCCGGAAAAUAGGAUUGUUUUGAGGCGAGGUUUAAGCGCCAUGAGUAUAUAUUUAUUAUUGAUGGUAGAGAGUGAAACGAAGGUUCUAAACGAAUAUGUUUACUACGGAGUUUCUGAACAUGAAAGGUUCUAUAAUUUUAUUCUCCCGAAGAAGCCAGCCGACAUUACAUUCAGAGAAACAAUAGAAUGCCUGACAAGUAUAUUCGGUGGACAAUCAUCAAUUUUUCACACUAGAUACCAGUGUUUCCAGAGUGCAGAUAAACCACAGAACGAUUCUGUGAUGCAUGCAAGCGUCGUGAGCCGGGAACGUGAGCAGUUCCGGUUACGGAUGUCCUCAGAUCAAUUUAAAUACCUUAUUUUUGUAUGUACGUUACAAUCUGCAGUAGAUACGGACAUCAGAACAUGGAGUUUAGCGAGGAUCAAACAAUAUACCAAUAUCAGUCUGCGAACGGUAUCUGAAUAAAAUGCUAAAGAAUGGUGAAUUUAAAGCAUUGCACAAAUCUCAUGGGAAGAAACAGUGGACACGCGCAAGUUGGUGCUUCGCGGAAAUCUCUAAGUGAAAAUGAGGAUUCGUACUCCCAGCGAAUUCCAAAUGGAAUGGAAUCCAAAACAGCUUGUUGACAAUGCGGUGUCAUUCUCGUAAUGUUUGCUACGUUUAAAAAAGAGUUUGUUUAUGAUGUGGCAAAUGUGGUCAUGCUCAAGCAUGUUGUAAAAGUAAG